CGGCUCUCGCUGGUGUGGGGCUGGUACGGCGGCGUGGCGAUGCUUGCGGGCUGGGCCCCGCCGGCCGCUGCCGGCUGCACGGCGGCUCUGGCGGCAGGGCUGUCGCCGCUGCUGUGCAGGCUGUCGCCGUGCUGGGUGACGGCGCGGCGAGCGGCCGGGCAGUGGCCGAGCCCGUGCCUCCGGGUACCAGAGGCGGCGGAGGCGGCAGAGCUGAUGCAGCAGGCACAGUCGGAACAGUCCCCCAGCGCGCCGCUUCGCCGUUACAUCGUCUGCCCGCAGCUGGCGCGCAUCGUGCAGCGCUGCCUGCAGCGCCCUGGCCACUCCGGCCACCAGCCCGUUCUGAUCGAGUGCGCGCCCGGUCCUGGAAUCUUGACCCGAACUCUGCUCAAUGCAGGUGUUAGAGUGGUAGCUCUAGAAAGUAACUUAGCUUUUCUUCCAAACUUACAGUCCCUAGAGAAUAGCCUGGAUGGACAAUUAAAGGUAGUUUAUGGUGAUUUCUUCAGACUUGAUCCUUUGGUGACUCAAACAGCAAAACCACCUGCUGUGUAUUCUGAAAAACUUUUUGAAACCAUAGGGGUAGCAGCAGUUCCAUGGAAAGCAGAUGUACCUGUGAAAGUUUUUGGAAUGUUACCCCAAAAAAAGGAAAGGAAUGCACUUUGGAGGCUUCUUUUUGCUCUAUAUGAAUGCAGUUCCAUAUACAGAUACGGAAGAGUAGAACUCAACAUCUUUAUAAGUGAAAAAGAAUACAAGGUAUUAACAGCAAAGCCUGGGGAAAUAAGAGCUUACCAAGCACUUACUGUACUUUAUCAAGUAGGAUGUGAUGUUCAGCUUCUUCACAAGGAACCUUGGUCAUCAUUUGUAACCAAUAUGAAAAACGGGGCACUGGCAAUACCAAAAAGCAUGUGUCUGCCAAAUGAUCAUUUCUGUUUGGUACGACUGACUCCUCGGCAAAACCUUUUUUCAAGAGGCUUGAAGUCCACAAAUUCAUCUACCUUUAUUUUCAUGGUGAAACAGUGUUUUGCUAGACCUAAGUCUAGACUUACUGAUAGAUUGAAUUCAUGGAGCUUGGACAACAGUGUCAAAUUGCUGAGAGAGCUAGAAAUUCCAAAAAAUGCUGAAACACGUAACUUAUACCCAGAAGACUACAGACGACUUUUUGAGGCUUUGCAAAACUCUGAUAUGUUUACUGAAACCUGGUUCCAUGAUGAAGUCUUGGACAAUAUAAGGAACAUGAACUUAUAAUUCUAAAGCUGCUGUCUUUUAGAAGAACAUCUUUGCUUCUGGAAGAUUACUUUGAUAAGAAAUGAUUCAAAUAAAAACAGAGAUACUGUUAGAUUAUUUCCUGUCCUAACAGGAAAAUAAAUUUAGCAAGUAAAAAGAGGCCUUCUACACAGGAUGAAAGUAAUAGAUUCACAAUCCUAUCUAGAAUGGACAGCUUUGCAUCUUUUACAGGAGCAUAUUGGUCACCAGCUGCUUAGGGAUGUACCACUUAAAUGUAACUUUUUGUUAUACUGCUGUAUAUUUACAACAUUUGAAAAAAAACCCAGACCAAAUAUCAUUAUUUGCGUGUUUUGUAUUUUAAUGCUCAGUGAUUUGAAUGCCUUUUCACAGAUUCACAAAACACAUAGGUCUGUACAACCAUUGAAUCUUUUAUAUUGGCUCCUGAUCUAAAAACCUUUCAGUUUAAAGUCAACAUAAUAUUAAUAAAUCAAUAGAGCUGUGUUAAAACAGCAUGAUAAAACAUUGGCUGAGAGUUGUGGCGGUUUUGGUGUUUUUUAACUAAAGAUUGUUAUCUCUCUGGGGAGAAAGGAUGUAUCAACUCUUUCUUUUGAAAGUUUGUGAAGAGGACUGGGUGACCUGUUCUAAUUUACAAUCCACAAACACAUGUGUGCUUAUAGGCUUUAUUUUAAGUCUAAAAAACAAAGUCACCAGAACAUUCAGUGCUGUUUGGGGGGAAAAAAGUCAUCUUGUUUGCAACCUUUGUGAAUAUGUAUUUGAUUAAUGCGUAUUUUAUGUACAAAAUAACUUACUUCAGAAGCAUAUGAUAUUAAAAUCCUUUUUAGCCAAAGUCA
Messenger RNA from Colius striatus (speckled mousebird), 2072 nucleotides. RefSeq names its product transcription factor B2, mitochondrial (gene TFB2M). The transcript is spliced from 8 exons. Gene Ontology annotation, cellular component: mitochondrial matrix. NCBI's taxonomy places the organism in Eukaryota, Metazoa, Chordata, Aves, Coliiformes, Coliidae. The record is from RefSeq and is a predicted model, not a curated record. Gene Ontology annotation, biological process: transcription initiation at mitochondrial promoter; rRNA methylation. Gene Ontology annotation, molecular function: mitochondrial transcription factor activity; rRNA (adenine-N6,N6-)-dimethyltransferase activity. The coding region runs from base 40 to 1242 and encodes 400 amino acids.